This is a messenger RNA of Microdochium trichocladiopsis, 1416 nucleotides long. RefSeq names its product homoisocitrate dehydrogenase. Gene Ontology annotation, molecular function: isocitrate dehydrogenase (NAD+) activity; NAD binding; magnesium ion binding. The transcript has a single exon. Gene Ontology annotation, biological process: tricarboxylic acid cycle; isocitrate metabolic process. The record is from RefSeq and is a predicted model, not a curated record. Gene Ontology annotation, cellular component: mitochondrion. Bases 64 to 1137 code for a protein of 357 amino acids. Lineage: Eukaryota; Fungi; Ascomycota; Sordariomycetes; Xylariales; Microdochiaceae.
CUGGCAACACCGACCACCCGAAUACCAACUGAGUCUGUUCCUGCGAUCAAUUGAAUUUCCGCCAUGGCUUCUCGGGUUCUGCGCAUAGGCCUCAUCCCCGGCGACGGCAUCGGCAAGGAGGUCAUUCCCGCAGGCCGCCGAAUCCUUGAGGCCCUCCCCGCCUCCCUCGGCCUCAAGUUCGAGUUCACUGACCUCCAUGCCGGCUUCGAAACUUUCGAGAAGACGGGAGCCGCCCUCCCCGACAAGACAGUCGAAAUCCUCAAGACUGAGUGUGACGGCGCUCUCUUUGGUGCCGUCUCCUCGCCCAGCACCGCCGUCAAGGGAUACAGCUCCCCCAUUGUAGCUCUCCGCAAGAAGCUCGACCUUUACGCAAAUGUCCGCCCCGUCAAGACCGUCAUGACCGCCAAGAACCCUAUUGAUAUGGUCAUUGUUCGCGAGAACACUGAGGACCUCUACGUCAAAGAGGAAACCACCCGCGAUGGCCCCGAAGGCAAGGUCGCGGAGGCAAUCAAGCGUAUCUCUGAGAAGGCCUCCUUCCGGAUCGCCACCAUGGCCGGCGAGAUCGCUCUGCGCCGUCAGAAGAUUCGCGAUUCAGGCGCCGCCAGCAUCCAUAAGAGCCCACUUGUCACCAUCACCCACAAGUCCAAUGUCCUCUCUCAGACCGAUGGUCUCUUUCGCUCAACCUCCCGCGCUGCGCUCGCCGCUUCGCAAUUUGCUGGCAAGGUCGAUGUGGAGGAGCAAAUCGUCGACUCCAUGGUCUACAAACUCUUCCGCCAGCCCGAGGCUUACGACGUCAUUGUCGCCCCCAACUUGUAUGGCGACAUUCUCUCAGAUGGCGCUGCCGCUCUUGUAGGCUCUCUUGGCCUUGUACCAUCGGCCAACGUCGGCGAGGGCUUUGCGAUUGGUGAGCCCUGCCACGGCUCCGCGCCUGACAUCAUGGGUCAAGGCAUCGCCAACCCCAUCGCCACCCUGCGCAGCACUGCGCUUAUGCUCGAGUUUCUGAAUGAGGAGGAGGCUGCUGCCAAGAUCUAUGCCGCCGUCGACGCCAACCUUGAAGAGGGCAAGCUACUGAGUCCCGACCUGGGCGGGUCGGCAAAGACCGAGGAGGUCGUUGCAGAUAUCCUACGCAGACUAUAAGGGGAUGAUAAGGAACGUACUGGGAUGCUAGACGUGCAAUGCGAUCUUGAGAUCUGAAAAUCACAGAAUAGACAAACUCGUAGGCCAUCUGUAUUGUCAUCCAUGUCAUGAACGACACAUGCGCUUGCUUCGAAGUGCUGCGUGCUUACCAUGGUGACUCCCGCAAGUUCAGACCACGCUCCCACGAGCCACACGCUCUUCUCACUCGGUAUAAAGUGAACUUAUUCACCUGUCGACUUGAACGGUGGGGAGUGUUGGGGAAGUCAUGACAUUUUGGUU